AUGUCUGACGAGCUCUCCCCGUCGCACCCCUGUGGAGUGAUCCACGCAAACAUAACUCUGUGUGCACUCCACCUCCUGCUGCACAUCAGGCACACAUCUGUGGACGAAACCUCCUCUCCUUCAUCCGCUGGUGGUCGUGGCAGGAAAGGUUGCUCGCUCUUGUGUGACGCUGGCGUGACUGCCGUGCGUGAGGCAGUGUCCAAAGCAAAGCGCUGCAAUGACCUAUAUCACUGCGGUCACAAUACCUUUGUUUUGACUCUACACGGUUUAGAGGACGCCGACUUCCUGCAACAGCUUCACACUGUGGGGAUCCUGGCUCAGUUCUGA
Molecule: messenger RNA, 327 nt
Organism: Knipowitschia caucasica
Lineage: Eukaryota; Metazoa; Chordata; Actinopteri; Gobiiformes; Gobiidae
Source: the annotation of a GenBank genome assembly